Camelina sativa (false flax) is the source of this 1321-nucleotide messenger RNA. NCBI's taxonomy places the organism in Eukaryota, Viridiplantae, Streptophyta, Magnoliopsida, Brassicales, Brassicaceae. The record is from RefSeq and is a predicted model, not a curated record.
GCAGUGAGAUUUUACAGCUCAGAAGGGUAAUAAGCUUUUUGGUACAACUGACACUCUUCCAAGAAAGCAUCAGAUCCAAUUUCCGCAAUCAUCUCCACACAAAAACAAGAUUAAAGAGAUAGACAGAGAGAGAGAGAGAGAGAGAGAGAGAGAAAGAUAUAGCUCGUGAAGAAGAAGCAGCACUACUGUUUAAAAAAAAAUAUAGAAAAAAGUGAAAUCGCCAUGGCCAUGGAUGAUGAUCGUCUUCGCUUCAGCCGCAGAAUCCAGUUUCUUCUUCUUGCUUGGCUCGAAGAAUAGAAUUUAUCAGACGAUUUGGAUACAAGGAUAUAGUCAAAGCAACAGAAGGCUUUCGUAAGGUUAUCUACAGCAACUACCACGGGUCUGCAUACAGAGCCAAAUUUAAAGGUGGUGAGGUUGCUUUGGUCAAAGAACUCAAUGCUCUUGAUCUUGGACGUGAACGGUUUGAUGAGGAAGUCCAGCUCUUGGGUCGUUUACGUCACCGUCAUCUCCUCACUCUUCGCGGCUUUUGCAUCGGACGAAAGAGGCUGCUAGUGUUUGACAACAUUGAAAAUGGAAGCUUGAAAGACCACCUCAAUGAUCCGCUAAAGACUCCUUUGAACUGGAAAACUCGCAUCCAGAUAGCCAUUGGAGUCGCAGCUGCAUUGGACUACUUGCUAAUCUUCAGCAGUAAUGAUGCACAGAUAUAUGAUGUUUCAGUGAACUCAUGUAACAUCAUGUUGGAUGAAAACUUCACCCCAAAAAUUUCAGAUAUCCGCGUCAACAGGCACCCAAAAAACCAUCCCAAAGCAAUCCAUGAUUCUUGCUCUGAAGGAUCAUGUGCGGAUGAGGAAUGUGGAAACGUGAUAUUCCAACUAGGAGUAUUGAUGUUGGAGCUAAUCACAGGACAGUCAUCAGACAGACAAGGCAACGACUUGAUCGAAUGGGUACAAGACUCAUGCAUUGCAAACUCCAUUGAUAAAAUGAUUGAUCCAGAUUUAGGUUACAACUAUAGCUCUAGAGAACUCCAGAAAGUUCUAGCCGUUGCUCGACUCUGCAUUAAAACGAGGUACGAGCCUCCUUCAUUCUCAAUUACACAUGUAUACCGGUAUCUACAAAAGAAGAUCGAUGUUGCAGCAUAAAUAGUAGUUUCUUGUUUGUGUACUGGAUUGGUUGGAUGGUUAAAAAUGAUAAGACACACGGUCUAUCGUCCUUAUUUUGUCUUUUGCCCAUUUCACACCAUUCUAGAUGUGUAAUAACAACUAACAGAGUAGUAGCAUUGUACUCAUCUUUAUAUAACUUUGGAUCUGUUCGUUUCUUAGCU